Prunus armeniaca (apricot) is the source of this 498-nucleotide messenger RNA. Lineage: Eukaryota; Viridiplantae; Streptophyta; Magnoliopsida; Rosales; Rosaceae. The record is from the annotation of a GenBank genome assembly.
AUGAGAACUAUACUGCUGUCAGAAGGACUUUGGAGCUUCGUUGAAAGAGGGCUUCAAGAACCAGAGGAUCUAAGUCAGCUUCCAGCAGCAGAAAGAGAGAAGUUCGAAGCAGAAGUCAUGAAAGAUGCCAAGGCUCUCUCCAAGAUUCAGACCGGAGUCACUUCAGACAUUUUUCCAAGAAUCACAAGAUCUAAAACAGCAAAAGAAGCCUGGGAUACAUUAGAAAAGGAGUUUCAAUGUGGUAGCAAGGCCAUAACAAUCAAGCUACAGACUUUGCGCAGGGAAUUCUAUAAUAUGAAGAUGAAAGAAUCUGAAGGCAUCCAAGAUUAUGCCUCUAGACUAACUGAACUUGUGAAUCAAAUGAGAACACUUGGUGAGGAGAUCUCUGACCAGAGGGUUGUUGAAAAAAUACUGAUCAGUUACCUGAAAAAUAUGAUCCCAUUGUUGCUGCUAUUGAAGAGUGCAACUGUGCAAGGACAUCACCACCUUAUCAAUUGA